Onychostoma macrolepis is the source of this 1390-nucleotide messenger RNA. RefSeq names its product zinc finger BED domain-containing protein 5-like. The transcript has a single exon. Bases 643 to 1236 code for a protein of 197 amino acids. The record is from RefSeq and is a predicted model, not a curated record. Lineage: Eukaryota; Metazoa; Chordata; Actinopteri; Cypriniformes; Cyprinidae.
UCUAACAUAAACUCCUCUGAUUGGCUGGUAGGGUCAAUUUUGCUGUCCAAUGACAGCCUGUCUCUGCUUUAACUGGCAUGUGGGAGAGAGUCCAAAGUUGAUUGGUUGCCCACAUGGAGGAAUUGUCCAGUGGCAUAUUUUAAAUGGAUUUGCAAAUAGAUAAAGAAUAGUAAUUGAAAAAUAAUGAAAAACAAGUGGAAAAUGUUUAACAUUUUUGAUUUAUUUAAUAAGCAGUUGUACGUGUCUUUUAAUUUAGAAUUUAUUGUUUUAUUUUAAGUUUUGUACAGUUUUAAAUAUCUAUUUAUUUGUCCAUUUAAAAGCGAUUUAUUUAUUUACUAACAUUUUUUUUUAGUUCUAAUUAAAUCGUUAAGGUAUUCCUUAUUCUUUCAUUUUAUUUUUACGUGUCACUCCAAAACCCUCCAUACAUAAUUAUGUGACAUUUAGAAAUAAAAAAAAUAAGAUAAACAUGCAUUAAAAAAAAAAAAAAAAUUGGUCCAGUUUUUGCGCAGACAAAAUAGACUAUCUAGUAGGGGGGGAGAAACAAAAACAACAAUGGCGCAGAGCAAGAAAAAAUGCAGAUAAUAUUCCAUUGAGUACCUUAACUAUGUUUUCAUACCUUCUUCCAACAAUGUACAACUUCCAAUGUGUUUAUUGUGUGAACAAGCUUUUUCAAAUGAAGCCAUGAAACCUUCACGUGUGAAGGAGCACCUUAUGAAGAUUCACCCAGACAAGGAGCAUUCGUUCUUCCAGGCCCUCAAAGAGAAGCAUGGUAGGAGAACCAUCAGCAGUCUCUUCGCUAGAACUACCAGCCAAAAUGACAGUGGGCUAAUAGCAUCUUACAACAUCUCUCUGCUGAUAGCCAAAUGUGGACAGUCGUUCACAAUAGGCGAGAGGUUGGUGAUCCCUGCCAUCAAAGAGGUAAUCUCUACCAUUAUGGAGCGUGAUCCCACACAGGUGCUGAAGUCCAUCCCACUCAGCAAUGACCCCGUGGCAUGCAGGAUAAAUGAAAUGGGCGCUGAUACAGAGGAGCAGCUGUAUGACAUUCUUCGGGACUCUCCAUUCAGCAUUCAGCUGGACGAGACAACCACAUCUGACAACAACGCUCUGCUGAUGGCCUAUGUCCGCUAUAGGGCCUCUGACAUUGAUGAUAUGGCAGAGGAAUUUUUGUUUUCCAAAUAUCUGGAAACCAGUGGGGAUUUCUUUAAGACUGCAAGGGAAGCUCGGCUUCCCCUAUAAUGUCAAAAAAUGAAUGGUCAAAUAUGUACUAUUGUGUAAAUAUUUUAUUGACUAAAAAUGCGUUAGAACACGUUCAUCUCGAAGACGAUUUUGUUCAGAAUCAGCUACAUAUAGCAGGUCGGACUCGAUUUCCUUCUCAUACACUCCCGUAGCU